AGAGGCCAGAGCUCGUCUCCCCCAAAGACAUUCUCCCAGUCCAUUCGUCUAUCAACAGAAAAAUGAAGAGAAAGCUUGACGCAAACGAUGUUCCCUCUCCGGAAGCUCCCGACACCAAGGAUCACACAGAAACCGACAACACAGAGGGCUUUGAAAGCCUCAAUCUCGAUCCGCGACUCCGCCAAGCCCUCGUGAAAGAGAAGUUCAGCCAGCCCACCCCGGUUCAGGCCAAGGCUAUCCCUCUCGCGCUUGAGGGGAAAGAUAUUCUAGCCCGCGCAAAGACCGGUUCCGGCAAGACGGCCGCAUAUGUUCUUCCGAUCCUCCAAACUAUUCUCCAGAAAAAGGCGACCGACGCCUCGCUCAAGGCUACAACCGGCCUCAUCCUCGUCCCUACCCGAGAACUUGCUGAGCAAGUCCAAAAGGUCGUCACGACGUUCGCUGCGUUCUGUGGAAAGGAUAUUCGCUCGGUGAACCUAACACAAAGGGUCUCGGAUGCGGUCCAAAAAUCCCUGCUCGCUGAUUUUCCGGACAUUGUUGUUUCGACGCCUGCUCGUGUCAUUGCCAAUCUUGGAACUUCGGCCUUGUCUCUCGAGAACCUCACGCACUUUGUGAUUGAUGAAGCGGAUUUGGUGCUAUCAUACGGAUACGAAGAUGAUAUCAAUGCUCUGUCAAAGGCUGUGCCUCGGGGUGUGCAGACGUUCCUCAUGAGUGCGACUCUCACAGCGGAGGUUGAUACCUUGAAGGGGUUGUUCUGCCGCAACCCUGUGGUGUUGAAGUUGGAGGAUAAGGAAGAUCAAGGCGCUGGUGUCAGCCAGUUUGUCGUCAAAUGCGCGGAGGACGAAAAAUUCCUUCUGACAUAUGUUAUAUUCAAGCUCCAGCUGAUCAAGGGCAAAGUUAUUAUCUUCGUUGGAGACAUUGACCGAUGCUACCGUGUAAAACUGUUCCUCGAGCAAUUCGGUAUCAAGAGCUGCGUCCUCAACUCUGAGCUCCCAGUAAAUUCCAGAAUCCACGUCGUCGAAGAGUUCAACAAGGGCGUCUACGAUAUCAUCAUCGCUGCCGACGAGCAAGAAGUCUUGGGAACAUCUAAAUCCUCGAAGAAAUCCUCCGAAGCCACCGAGCAAGCCGCCAAUGCUUCCAGCGACGAAGACGAAGAAAGAAAAGAAACCUCAUCCACCUCGAAACGCCGCAAGCUCACAUCGAAAGAGAAAGACUACGGCAUCUCCCGCGGAAUCGACUUCCAGAACGUCGCAUGCGUUCUCAACUUCGACCUCCCCACCACCUCAAAAUCCUACACUCACCGCAUCGGCCGCACAGGCCGCGGCGGCAAAACAGGCAUGGCCCUCUCCUUCGUCGUCCCUGCCGACCAAUACGGCAAACACAAGCCCACCUCAAUCACCAGCGCGAAGCACGAUGAGUCCGUCCUCGCCAAAAUCGUCAAACGCCAAUCCAAGCAGGGCCACGAGGUCAAACCAUACCACUUCGAAAUGUCCCAGGUCGACGCCUUCCGCUACCGAAUGACCGAUGCCCUCCGCGCAAUCACCCGCCUCGCAAUCCAGGAAGCUCGCGCGCGCGAAAUCCGCCAGGAACUGGUCAAGUCCGAGAAACUCAAGCGCCAUUUCGAGGAGAACCCGGAUGAACUCAAGCAGCUGCGUCACGAUGGCGAGCUGCGCGCUGCACGCAUCCAGCCGCAUCUUAAGCAUAUCCCCGAAUACCUGAUGCCGAGUAAAGGGAAGAAGGGCCUCUCGAGUGAAGAUGUUGGGUUCGUUGGGUUCAGGAAGACGAGCGAGAAUCGGAUUCGGAAGGCUAGGGAUAAGAAUCGCGCGAAGGGGAGGGGUGGUGGAAGGAAGACGCCGGGUGGGGGCAGGAAGGUUGAUCCGUUGAAGACGUUUAAUCGGGGGAGGAAGUGAGGUUUGGUGUGAUCGUGCUUAUGUGCCGUAGCUAUGUCUAUAAUGUUUUCGCUCGGAGUGAUGGGUUGGGAAAAGCUGCUGCAUAUGAUAUCAACUUGCAUAUAGAAUCAAUACUAUGGGUCUAUAACCGCGGUCGAUGAAAGGCAAUUGAACCGUUUGCUCUGAAAGAAAGAGCACGGCUAAGCUAAGAGUAAACCACCUAUGGAAUAAGAUAAUCUAUACGGACAUCCAUCAGGAAUAUAUAUGCAUUUUCAUUUAAGAAAUCGAGAAAACACUAUCUCAACCCAAUCUCAAACUCCGGACCCAAGAGCGUCUCAAGCAGACUCUCCUCCAACCCUUCAAGGCCAAAAGAGAACUGCGCCCACUUCCCUCGCCCUUCCUUUCGACUCUGCAGAACCCUUCGCUGAACGGCCUUCGCCGAGCGAAUCGACUCCCGGAAUCGCUCGAGCUCCUUUCCAAGUCGGUAUUUGCGGCGUUCGACCUCGACGUCCCAUGAUUCACUUGAGCCGGUUAGGUUCGAUGAGAUUUCACCGGGUGUAGCGAAAUGGCUGGGGCUUGGUGCGGCAUGGAUGGAGGAGGCGAGGGACCGGGAGUUCGAUGGGUGAGUGCUGGUUGAUGUCAAGGCUGUCAUGGGGAUAUCACUCUCAUUUAGCUGGGGGAGCCACCCCGGCCCGAGACGGAUCCAUUCAAUAUCUCGCCAGGAUCCGUUCCAUUCGGGACCUGUCGUAUAUGCUUCGCCCUGAGGACCGACCCCCUCCCAAUUCAGCGCGGGGAUCCAGCCGCCGCAGCCUUCGAGAUCUAGCCACUUGAGACAGUACGUUACGCGGGACAACUUGCGGAGGAUACCCGCUGAUUCGGCCCAGUUGUUCUCUAUGGCGGAGUAUGAGUCUGUGCCGCCGUAUGAGAAGGUGAGGGAGCGGUGCGUUGGAUGUCUGAUGCUGGCGUUGAGUGCGUGAGGGGUUAUAGUUGGGACUGGCCAAUGAGCGAGCGAUAAGUGCGUUAUUGUUGAGAGGCGGGAUAGAAGGUGGAUGAGCGAGUUCCAGUUCACGGAGGCUGGGUUUGGAUGUGCGAGUGAGAGGUACUGUAGGUUUUCGAAACGGAGACCCUGUACUGAUUUGGGAAUGGUACUGCGGGUGCUAGAGCUGGUAUCAACUCCCUCCUCAAGUUCCUCAUCCCAAGACGAUGGAACUGAGCCCGGCGCAUCAAUCUGGACAGGGACAGGUUUCUUUGGAAGCAACACUUCUCUCGGGAGCUGCUUCAGAGACAUCCACCGGCCAAUUGCGCCGCUAAGAUCAAGGUGCGUCACCUCUCUAUCGGCUGCCGCAACCUGUUCAGAGCCAUCACUCUCCACAUUCUCGAACAAUGGCUUGAGACCCCGCAUAAGACCUUGCAAAGGCUGGUCUUUCGCAUAGUAUCCGAUAUAGCUAAGUAGCAACACCUUGAUAUGCGUAGGUAAUAGCGCCAGGAACUGUCCAUCAUAAGCAAUAUGCCACGCCCAGUGCAUAGCCAUUGACUUCAAGAGCGCAUGCAGAAAGCUGCUUUUUGCGGGGAAUUCCUUCCCAGGUAAGCGCUCAAGGCGAUAUAUGAUCUUCGUCAUCUCAGCCGCAUCCAAUUCGCUCUCCUCCUCAUUAUCUGCCGCCGAAUUUCCUGAAAGCCAGCUCUCGGGCGGCGGCGGUCCAGCUGUCCUCCUCAAUCGUCGUCCGACGAUCCCAGUGCGUCGUGCAUCUGGGCGGGGGCGAGGUGGAGGGGUCUCGGGGAGCUCGAGGAGAUUCCGUAGAGAUGGAUGGACGGAUCGGGGCGCAAUCUGUCGAGAUGGACUGCGAUUAGUGUCGGUCGCUGACGCGGAGACUUGGGUUCGGCGGAGGUGGUUAAUUAGGUCGUUGACGGAGGGUUGCUCCCCGCCUGGGGAAGCGGCAGACGACCGGAAGCGAUCAUUUUGGGCGUGGAAGCCGGAAGUCGCGAGUGUAUGAUGGGGUGUGCUGAUGGGCUUGGCAAACGUGUUCCUGUGGUGUUUCUUGGGCAUAGGUGCGUGAGGUAUGCGGAGGAUGGAGGGGAACGAGGAAAUGAGGAGUUAUAAAUGAGAUGACGAAGGCUGCUGAGGG
This is a messenger RNA of Aspergillus calidoustus, 4009 nucleotides long. The record is from the annotation of a GenBank genome assembly. NCBI's taxonomy places the organism in Eukaryota, Fungi, Ascomycota, Eurotiomycetes, Eurotiales, Aspergillaceae.